Messenger RNA from Pan troglodytes (chimpanzee), 1559 nucleotides. RefSeq names its product synaptonemal complex central element protein 1 (gene SYCE1). NCBI's taxonomy places the organism in Eukaryota, Metazoa, Chordata, Mammalia, Primates, Hominidae. Gene Ontology annotation, cellular component: synaptonemal complex. Gene Ontology annotation, biological process: synaptonemal complex assembly. The transcript has 14 exons. The coding region runs from base 99 to 1157 and encodes 352 amino acids. The record is from RefSeq and is a predicted model, not a curated record.
GCAGGCGCGCUGCCUGGAGUCCUGCCCCCAGCAGCGGUUGCUCCAAUCACCACUGGAGGCUCCCUCCCGGGGCACCCUCGCUGGCGAGCUGAGAGGAAAUGGCGGGGAGGUCCCUGACAUCGAAGGCCGAGGCCACCGCAGGAGCCAUGGACAGGGCUGAGAAGGCCGGAGGUAGGCAGGACACGUCCUCACAGAAAAUUGAAGACUUGAUGGAAAUGGUGCAAAAGCUGCAGAAAGUGGGAAGCCUAGAGCCCCGAGUUGAGGUCCUGAUUAACCGGAUUAAUGAGGUCCAGCAAGCAAAAAAGAAAGCCAAUAAAGACCUAGGAGAGGCCUGGACCAUCUGUGAGGCCCUGCAGAAGGAACUGGACUCGUUGCAUGGAGAGAAAGUACACCUGAAGGAGAUCUUGAGCAAAAAACAAGAGACCCUGAGGAUCCUCCGGCUGCAUUGCCAGGAAAAGGAAAGUGAGGCACACAGGAAGCACACCAUGUUGCAGGAGUGCAAGGAGAGAAUUUCUGCCCUGAACUUGCAGAUUGAAGAAGAGAAGAACAAACAGAGACAGCUGAGGUUGGCAUUCGAGGAACAGCUGGAAGAUCUGAUGGGCCAGCACAAGGACCUCUGGGACUUCCACAGGCCAGAGCGGCUGGCAAGGGAGAUUUGUGCCCUGGACAGCAGCAAGGAGCAACUGCUCAAGGAAGAGAAGCUGGUCAAGGCGACACUGGAAGACAUGAAGCAUCAGCUGUGUUCCCUGUGUGGGGCUGAGGGCCCCUCCACCCUUGAUGAGGGACUCUUUCUCCGCAGCCAGGAGGCUGCAGCCACAGUGCAGCUGUUUCAGGAAGAGCACAGGAAGGCUGAGGAGCUCCUAGCAGCUGCUGCCCAGCGCCACCAGCAGCUGCAGCAGAAGUGCCAACAACAGCAGCAGAAGCGGCAGAGGCUGAAGGAAGAGCUGGAAAAGCAUGGAAUGCAAGUCCCUGCCCAAGCCCAGAGCACACAAGAGGAAGAGGCUGGCCCAGGAGAUGUGGCCAGUCCCAAGCCCCUAAAAGGAGAAAGACCUGGAGCUGCACUCCAAGCAGGGCCUGAUGUCCUCAUAGGCCAGGAGGACACGCUCCACCCCGACCUUAGCCCAAGGGGCUUUCAGGAAAUAAAGGAGCUAUUUUGAUACGGCCCGUCUCAGCUAAGUCUACUGGCUCCCAGACCAGGUAGACCAGUGACAUGGUGGAGUUGAAGAGAGAGGCUCACUGCAGAGCACUGUUUCCAUGGAAAAAUGGAACAUGGCAAAGUGCAGAAAUUCUUCAGUCAGUCCAGGACAGAUGAGUUCUCUAAGAUGCAGUUAAUCGUACCUGUCUAAAACAAACUGGCAAUACACUAUCAAACAUGACUUUUAAAUCAAGUGGAAGUUAGAAAAUAUAUUGAACUGAGUGGCAAUGAAGACCACAUUUUAAAACUGUAAUUCAGUUAAGCCCACAAUUAGAAGGAACUUUAGCUUUUAUUGGUUCACCACAAUUUUUUUAAAAAUCAACCAAUGAUUGUUCAGUUAAUGAAUAAAAGGCCUUUGACACAG